This is a messenger RNA of Penicillium cosmopolitanum, 3543 nucleotides long. Its product is annotated as DUF3659 domain-containing protein. Lineage: Eukaryota; Fungi; Ascomycota; Eurotiomycetes; Eurotiales; Aspergillaceae. The transcript has 2 exons. The coding region runs from base 1 to 3543 and encodes 1180 amino acids. The record is from RefSeq and is a predicted model, not a curated record.
AUGGCAUCACCGGCGACAAAGCGAGUUCCAUCAGCGAAAAAGCACCCAACGCCGCGUAAUACGCCUGUGGAAAAAGAUGCAGCUUCCCAGAGCCCUAUAGCUGAUCAGGAAGCAUCAAAUAUCAAGCCUUCGAAGCAAGUGAAACCCAUAAGCAAGCCCAAAACACCUAUCACACCCAAGAAGAAAAUUCAAAAAUUGCCAAAGAAACCGGGUACCAAGGAAUUGCCUUCAACGCCCCAAGAAAAAAAGUUAUCGGAAAGCGCGACUCCAAAUGCCGACAAAAUUAGUGCUCGGGAAGGAAGCAAUGCAGUCGACUUGGAAUAUGAGGAGCCACUGCCGAUAAGAGAGACCAUCGAAGAGCAUCAAGAGACGAUUGACGGCCCAGAAGACGUGCUACAGGUGGCAGAUAUCCCCUCUGAAGAGCAGAGACGACCCGAAAUUAAGAAAGGAGACUCCGCCUCCGGGUCGCGCGGUGGCUCAUUCUUCCAGCGAGGGAAGAAUGUAGCCUCGCGUAUUUCAGACUUUACGGGCACCGUCAGAGAUUUCGGUGAUCGGGCCACAGCUGCAAAAUCCCGGUUAGCUCCUGGCGACAUCCAGGAUAGUAUUGGAGGUGUCACUAAAGGGGCCGAGUCUGACGAAAAGGGCGCUGCCAACAAACUCACGGAGAAGAUUCCCAGCCUCCCCACAGAUUUGUCUCAAUUGAAGGGGCUUGAGGUCAGCGAGGAAGGACAGAUCCUUGACAAUGAUGGCAAUGCAGUUGGAACACUCGUCGAGGGUGACCCUAGUGACCUUUCUGGCCAGGUGGUUGGGGAAGGUGGUGAGAUUUUAGAUGAAGAUGGUGAUCUGAUUGGCCGAGUUGAGCUGGUCAGCGACGAGACUGUAAAGAAGGCCGAUGAAGUCGAAGAAGUGGUUGACACAGGUAAUAUCCCCAGCCUGCACGACCUCGCAAACUUGCCAGUUACAGAGGACGGCCUAGUCAAAGACGAAAACGGACGAGUAUUAGGACGGCUUGUUGAAGGUGACCCCGCUGAUUUGGCGGGCCGAACUGUUGAUGAGAAUGGCGACAUUCUUGAUGAAGAUGAAGACUUGAUCGGGCGAGUCGAGCCUAUCACCCUAGAUCAAGUCGAAGAGCAGGCCGGUGAAGCCGAACCCACAGGUGGCGUACUGUUGCCAGGGGUUGCCAUUCUUCAGGGCAGAGAAAUCAACGAAAAUGGCAAAAUUCUGAAUGAUGAAGGCGAGGAUUUAGGCCAAGUUGUUGAAUAUCAAGAUCUGGAGCAAAUGUCAGGAAAGAUCCCAAACGAACUAGGCGAAGUGUUGGACGACAACGGAGAGGUUAUUGGAAGAGUUGAGCCAGUGCCAGGUGAAGCUGCAAGAAACGCGAUGCAAGAACUCGAAGACAAAAAAGAAGAAUAUGCAGACGCCAACGAGUCACCUGAAAUCCCCAAGGAAUUACCUGACAUCUCAACGCUGGAAGGCCUGAAGUGCAACAAGUUCGGAAACAUCGUCGGCGAGGAUGGUGUGCCAAUUGGUGAACUUAUUGAGGGCAAUGCCAAAGAGAUAUGCAAAGGAGGAUUCGAGCUUGAUGAUCGCGGUCAAUUCUGGGACAACAGAGGAAAUAUCUUGGGUGUAGCGCAAACAAUUGCAAUUGAAGAGGAGGAUCAGCGCCCAUUCGCAGGGUUCGAAGAUCUUGUCGUGGUCAAGGAUGGCUGGGUCGAAGACGCAUCUGGGACCCGGGUAGGCCAGAUUGUUGAUGGUGAAAUCAAGAGUCUUAUUGGUCGGGCUGUCGAUGACGAUGGGGAUGUUCUAGAUAAACGAGGCAAUCUCAUUGGACACGCUGAGCCCUGGGAAGAACCGGAAUCAGAGCCAGAAGAGGUCGACUUCUCUUCCUUGGAGGGUCUCUCGCCUAACAAGUUGGGCUUUGUUUUUGGACCAGACGGCGCAUUGGUAGGCCGUGUAACAGAGGGAGACCUGAAAAAGGUUGUUGGUAGGGCGAUCGAUAACGAAGGUCAGAUGUGGGGUGAUGAUGGCCAGGUUAUUGGAAGGGUUGAGCUGAUUCCGGAAGAGGAGCGUGAGGUGCCAGCUCCUUUUAGCGACCUGGGUGAUCUGGUGGUCAGACAAGAUGGGCUUGUUGAAACCGAGGAAGGCGAUGUUGUUGGUAGGAUCAUUGAGGGAGAUCCUAAUAAAUUGCGAGGUAAAGCUGUGGAUGAAGAUGGAGAUAUCAUGGAUAAGCGUGGCAACGUGAUAGGACGCGCUGAACCAUACACACCAUCCGAACCCUCUGAAGAACCAGAGGAAGACCUCUCCGAACUUGAUGGGAUGACAGUCAACAAAUUUGGAAACAUCGUCGACGAAACUGGAGCGGUCUUUGGGCGGCUUGUUUCAGGAAAUCCAAAGAAACUAAAUGGAAUGAAGGUGGAUGGAGAAGGUCAGAUCUGGAGUGAUGAUGGGAAAGUGCUAGGCAACGCUGAACUGAUCCCUGCUGCUGAGCGAGAGCGACCUGAGGGUGUGUUCUAUGGGCUCGAUGACUUGACUGUAACAAAAGAUGGAUGUGUGAUCACUUCUGAAAAGGAAGUGGUCGGUAGGCUAAUUGACGGGGACCCAAAAAGACUUGUUGGUCGUGCCGUGGAUGAAGAUGGUGAAAUUGUGGACAAAGUGGGCAAUAUCAUCGGCCGUGCAGAGCGAUGGACUCCCGAGGAAAAGCAACGCGAUAUCAACCCAAUGAGUGGCCGAAAGGUGAACCGAGAUGGCGAGGUCCGCGACAUCGAUGGUAACCUAAUAGGCAGACUCACCAUGGGUAACCCUAAAGCCUUAAUAGGCAAGAUGGUGAAUGAUGAUGGCUAUAUCGUUGACAAUGAUGGAAAUCAAAUCGGCGAAUGCACGCUGGAGGAGAACCUGCCAGACGCCGAGCCCGAGCCCGAGCCCGAAAUAUCCCCUGAGGAAGCUGAGAAACAGGCCAAAGAGCAACAUGACAAAGAUUUGGCGAAGAAGAUUUCGACCGUUAUACAGCAAACACUUGAAUCGGUGGAGCCGCUCUGCAAACAGAUCACAGAGCAUCUUGAAAGAGCCGAUCGUACGCCCCGUGAGGAGUUGGAUGAAGAAAAACUAGUUCAGAGCGUGAAACCUCUGAUUGAAAAUGCCGGAAACAUCCUACAGGAGUGUAAAGGCACUAUCAGGGCGCUCGAUCCCGAUGGAUCCAUCGCUGCAUCUGCAAAAGCCCACAGUGCUGCUCACGAGGCGACACCAGAGGAAUAUCAGCUAGCAGAUCUUCUGAAACAAUUGACUGAGACUGUGAUGAAUACUAUUGAAAAAGGCCGCCAGAGAAUUGCAGAUAUGCCUCAUGCGAAGAAAAAGCUCAAUCCGCUAUGGACGUUGCUAUCCGAACCACUUUUCCAAAUCAUUACGGCAGUUGGAUUGCUUCUAAGUGGUAUUCUCGGUCUUGUCAAUAAUCUUUUGAGCGGGCUUGGCCUUGGUGGACUUGUUAAUGGUCUUCUUGGUGGUCUUGGAAUCGAUAACCUGAUCAACAGUCUCGGCUUGGGCAAGUAG